AUACAUUUCUUAUUCCUGUAGUAUUGUUCUUUUCUCUUCCUUGCUCACUGCCGUGCAGAUAAAAUUUUUCACUUUAGCUUAUUCGUUUGGGGUUUGUUUAGAGUUGCAGAGUGCAGAGGGAAGGAAAGAAAAUAGUAACGGAACAAAUAGCGAAGUGUUAGGGAGGCAAUAAUUAGGAGCUGGACCAGUGUGCAGGCUCUGAGAGAGGACUAACAUGGCCUUGUCGGUUGUUCUGCAGGAGUACUAGAUCCCUCAGUGUCACCAGUCUCUAAUAGUAUCAUCACUGGUGUUUUUUAGUACAAACCAACCCGCCUGUUCCUUUGAUAGAUGGAUUUUAUGGGCUUGGAUGGGUGAUUAGGAAACAAAACUCCUCUCACACAUCUCUAUCCUCCCUCUUUUUUACCUCUUUCUCCUGGCAUCUCUCUCUCUCUCUGACUCUUUCCUUCUCACAGUUUAGGCUUCACGUUUGCACUUCCUUAAUCAAUGCUAAAACAAUCUUGCUUGUGUUUGCUUGGUCUUAACCUCAUGGAACUGCUGACGGUUAGAGUUUUCUUACAUCAAAAACUGAUGAGUGAUCAGUUUAAUUCAUCGAGGGAUUCUUCCUCAAAAGUCUCUUCUUCUGCACCUAUAAAUUCAGGUGUGGGAGAAAGGAGGAGAGAUCAAACUGUUCAUGGUGGCACAACAGUCCUCAAUCCAAACCCACCUCAAGCCCUAGAUCUCCACCCUCUUUACCACCCAGAAUUGAAUCCACAACACCAAAUACACAAGCCAAGAAGAGAUCCAAACCCAGACCCAGAUCCGGUGUCAGCUACAACUGCUACAACCAGUGCAACAGUGACUGCUUCAGCUAACAGAUCAAGCCUAAAAUCACCACAGCAACAACCUCCAACAUCACAGCCCCCGCCAGUGGCAGCUGCAUCACCAACAACUAUCAGCUCUACUCCUUUGAUUAGAUAUAGAGAAUGUAUGAAGAACCACGCAGCCAGCAUGGGCGGCCAUGUUAUGGAUGGCUGCGGAGAAUUCAUGCCAAGCGGCGAAGAAGGCACCCCAGAAGCCUUGAAAUGCGCAGCUUGUGAAUGCCACAGGAAUUUUCAUAGAAAAGAAAUCAACGGGGAAACACAAUAUGCACCAAGCUGUUAUUAUUAUUCCUAUAACCCCAACAAAAACAACAACAGAAGAGAUACUACACAUCCACCUUCUCAGCUACAUCCUCAGCAACCAAUCCCUCUUCAUCAACAAAGAUUCUCUCUUGGAUUGUCUACUAGUCCUACUGCCAUGCCAAUUGCACCUGUAAUGAUGAACUUCGGUGGUGGCGGCCCGGCUGAGUCCUCAAGUGAAGAUCUGAAUAUGUUUCAUUCUAAUGCAGGAGGGCAAAUAUCGGCGCAGCCACAGUCAUCAAAGAAGAGGUUUAGAACAAAGUUCAGUCAAGAGCAGAAGGAUAAGAUGAUGGAAUUUGCUGAGAAGCUGGGGUGGAGAAUCCAGAAGCAAGAUGAGCAAGAAGUGCAGCAGUUUUGCGCUCAAGUGGGAGUAAAGAGACAGGUUUUCAAAGUUUGGAUGCACAACAAUAAACAAGCCAUGAAGAAAAAGCAAAUGUAAGAAAGAGUUUUUCUUCGAAACACUUGCAAGUAGCAGCUCUCCUUAAAGAAUUGAUAGAUUUAGAGAAUAAAUAAUUUUAGCCUAAAAAUGUGCAUAGCCAAAUAGAAAAAGAAAGGUGGAAAUAGAUUAGCUAGAACUCUUACUAGUUACUGAUUUUUCCUGAUUUGCCAGAAAUGUUUGAUUAACAUCAUUAAA
Molecule: messenger RNA, 1791 nt
Organism: Theobroma umbraticum
Lineage: Eukaryota; Viridiplantae; Streptophyta; Magnoliopsida; Malvales; Malvaceae
Product: zinc-finger homeodomain protein 5
Biological process (GO): regulation of developmental process; regulation of DNA-templated transcription
Cellular component (GO): nucleus
Molecular function (GO): DNA-binding transcription factor activity; transcription cis-regulatory region binding
Source: RefSeq, a predicted model, not a curated record